CAUCAAACAAACCACCCAGUUAUUUGCUGUCGUAUAAACUCACGCAAUGCUGCUCGUGUCACACUCCGCGCUGCUGUCUUGCCGAUUAAAACAAUGAGCAGAGACAAUAUUUUGCAGCAACGGAAGUAUCUCACAGGUAGGAUAUUUUUUCUCACAUUCUUUUGCCCACGCAGCAACCGUUCCCAGCCGCUCAAAAUCUCUCCGGAUUUCUUACCAGUGAGAUCUCCCUCUGGGGAGGCCUUCGCUUCUCAGUACGUCUUGUACUCGGGUCUUUGAAGGGGCUGUGCCAUGUUGGACGGGUCACUGGCGGCAGGCUCUCGGGUCUGUUGCGGGUGAUGAUCUCUGCUGCAAGAAUAGAACACUCAUGGGCCAUCAUAGUCCGCGUCUCUGCCGUUUAUCGGACUUUUACAGAGAGGAGGCUCCAAGCGACCCGACAUUUUUGACUUGAUCAUAUCUCAUCGUGAAUGGCUGAGUGUGAGAAUCUCUUCCAGCGCUUUUCGACUCUGUAGGCGUGGUCCAUCGGUGUUGUGAUUUGCGCCGUUGUGGGGUGCUUUGCUGGUGGAACGAGAUUAGCCAGCACCAUUUGGCCAACUACGUCAUCGUCAACUGGCGAUGCCAUGCACUGAGCAACCGCUCUCUUCACACCAGAGUACUCGUAAAAAAGACAACUGUGGCUACUAGGCUGUCUGUUGCUCCGUAUCUCGCAAAUUGUUCAUCCCAUCAGCAUCCACCCACAAUGGGAUCCCAAGGCAAGCCGUCGUCCAAAUUUGAGAGUCUUCCCUUGUCAACAAGCGGGCCGCUAGAAUGCGCGCUCAAGGGCACCGUCCUACUCACCCAUCCAUACUUCAACAAGGGCUCAGCCUUCACCCACGAAGAGCGUCGAGACUUUGAACUUGCUGGGCUCCUGCCCCCAAGCAUCCAAACGCUGGAGCAGCAGGUCCAACGGGCGUAUGAACAGUACAGCGCGCAUCCUGAUGAUCUUUCCAAGAACACAUUUUUGACCUCGAUGAAGGAACAAAAUGAGGUGCUCUACUUUAGGCUGCUCCACGAUCACCUGCCCGAGAUGUUCAGCGUAGUAUACACGCCCACAGAAGGUGACGCCAUCCAGAACUACUCGCGUAUUUUUCGGCGUCCAGACGGAGUGUUUCUCAACAUCAACGAUGCCGACCGUGUUCACCAUGAUCUUUCACUUUGGGGCACCCCAGAUGAUAUUGAUUAUAUUGUCGUCACGGACGGGGAGGAGAUUCUGGGAAUUGGGGAUCAGGGUUGCGGUGGCAUUCUGAUCUCAAUCGCAAAGCUUGCACUCACGACACUUUGUGCUGGUGUCCAUCCUAACCGUGUCCUACCCGUAGUCCUGGAUUGCGGGACAAACAACCAGGAUCUGCUAGAUGAUCCAUUGUAUCUUGGACUCCGGCACAAGCGAGUGACGGGCAAGCGUUAUGACGACUUUGUUGAUACAUUUGUCAAGUCGGCGCGGGAGCUGUAUCCGAAGGCUUACAUCCAUUUUGAAGAUUUUGGGUUUGACAAUGCACGGAGACUACUCGAAAAGUACCGCCCGGAGAUUCCUUGCUUCAACGAUGACGUCCAAGGUACCGGCUGUGUAACACUUGCCGCCAUUUUUUCCGGUCUGCAUGUCACAAAGCAGAACCUAGAAGAUCUUCGCAUGGUGGUAUUCGGCGCUGGAACGGCGGGCGUUGGCAUCGCUGAUCAGGUCCGUGACGCCAUCGCUACAGAACGAGGCAUCAGUAAGGAAGACGCAGCAAAGCAGAUCUGGCUGAUUGACAAACAAGGGCUACUGACUACCGGAAUGGAAUCACUGUCAGAGACUCAGAAGCCCUUUGCAAGGUCUGAAGAUGAGUGGAGUGGAAAGGACAGAGAUCUGUUGGCCGUGGUCAGAGAAGUCAAGCCAAACGCGCUGAUCGGAACAUCCACAGUCCCCAAAGCGUUUACGGAGGAGAUCGUGCGCGAGAUGGCCUCACAUGUCGAGCGCCCCAUCAUCCUUCCGUUGUCGAAUCCGACGCGCCUACACGAAGCUAUCCCUGCUAAUUUGCUAAAAUGGACAGACGGAAAAGCUCUGGUAGCAACUGGAAGCCCGUUCAAACCUAUUAAAGGACCAUGGGGUCAAGACGGACAAGAGGUCGAGAUCGAGGUUGCCGAGUGCAACAACAGUGUCGUGUUUCCAGGCAUUGGUCUCGGGUCUGUCCUGUGUCGCGCUCGGCUUGUUACAGACAAAAUGCUGGUUGCAGCGGUGGGAGGGGUGGCAGAGCUGAGCCCGGCUCUGAAGGACGAUACUGAGCCAUUGUUGCCCGGUGUUGAGGUCGUGAGGGAUGUCAGUGCAAGAGUGGCCCGCAAGGUGAUUCAGGCAGCUCUGGAGGAGGGUGUUGCAACAGAACAGGGUAUUCCAGAGAAUGAGGACGAUCUUGACGAGUGGAUCGAGGAGCAAAUGUGGAAGCCCGUGUAUCGACCGCUCAAAUUUGUGGAAAAGGAGGGAGCUACAAGAGAGGCAAAGGGUGAGAUGAGGGUUGUUGGAAGUCUGGCAACACGCGACUGAUGGCUGCAUUGAGCGGUCGCUUGUCUCGGGAAAUGUAGGACUACUGUAAGAGUCACGAUUAAGCCCCUAGAAGAGAGAAUCACCUGGAUAUAAAGAAGCUUGAUCAUAGGCAGCUUGCCCUUCACUUGGUG
This is a messenger RNA of Podospora pseudocomata, 2682 nucleotides long. It is a transcript of the gene MAE1, whose product is annotated as NAD-dependent malic enzyme, mitochondrial. The coding region runs from base 737 to 2551 and encodes 604 amino acids. Gene Ontology annotation, molecular function: malate dehydrogenase (decarboxylating) (NAD+) activity; NAD binding. Gene Ontology annotation, biological process: pyruvate metabolic process; malate metabolic process. The record is from RefSeq and is a predicted model, not a curated record. The transcript has 4 exons. NCBI's taxonomy places the organism in Eukaryota, Fungi, Ascomycota, Sordariomycetes, Sordariales, Podosporaceae. Gene Ontology annotation, cellular component: cytosol; mitochondrion.